UUGUGAGAAGCAACUUUCAAACAAUGACUCAUAGCGCUUCCAUGAUAAAACUCCCUUGGGAAUUAUUAAUAAAAGAAUUAGAACAUAUACCAACUGAAAUAAAACUGCACUUAACAUCAAUAAUCAACAUGCUGCAUACAUCUGACAAAUUAUUAACUCAAGAAAAAUGGAUAAGUACUUCGAUAACAAGAGUGGAAGCCUGUUUAGAUCGCACAUGGGAAACAUUGAAUUCAGGCUAUUGGAAAGACGUUCCUAUAGAGUACAGAUACUGCUAUUCUUUAUGUACUGUUGUAAAGGCAAUAUUGUUAGAGCUUCAGUACAAAGUUACUGCUGAUAAUUUGAAAGACAAAGAGAAGGAAAAGAUUGUACUGAAGAAUAUUAUUAAUCAAAUUGACAGAGGCAUUUUGUUAGGUGCGCCACUUUCGAGUGUGCCAAAUUUAUUGACAAAUAUCGCUACCAAGUUAAACAACUGUUGUAUUGAAGACUCUGGCGCUACAAAUAUCAAAGAAAUUUCAAUUAAUCACGAGGGAACAAAUUUUUUAAUAUCUAAUAAUCCGGAGAGAUACUUCGAGAAACCAUCAAUGGAGACGUUUUACAAUAAAAUUUUUAUGCCCAAAUUUCCCGCUAUAUUAACAGGUUGCAUAAGUCACUGGAAAGCAUUAACGUUGUGGAAAAAUCCCGAUUACUUGAAUAAGAUUGCGGGAACUCGCACGGUGCCGAUUGAGAUCGGAUCUCGUUACACCGAAGAAGACUGGACGCAGCAUCUAGUUAAUUUUUCUGAGUUUUUACAAAACCACAUUAUCGCAAGCAAUAGCCAAAUUGGUUAUUUAGCGCAGCACCAGUUGUUCGAACAGAUACCUGAAUUGAAAGAAGAUUUCGAAAUACCGGAAUAUUGCUGUUUUUCCGAUACUGAGGACAGUGACGAUGUAAAUUCGCCAGAGGUUGACGUGAACGCUUGGUUUGGCCCGGCCAACACAUUGUCACCUUUGCACUUUGAUCCAAAACAUAAUCUGCUCUCUCAGGUGUUUGGUUACAAAAGAGUUAUUCUGUAUUCUCCAGCUGAGACAGAUAAUUUGUAUCCUUACGAUACUAAGUUGCUCAACAAUACCGCACAGGUAGAUCCUGUGAGGCCCGAUUACGAUAAAUGGCCAAACUUUCGCAAAGCAAACGGCAUGACUUUUUACUUGAAACCCGGAGAAAUGUUGUACAUCCCGCCGAAGUGGUGGCAUCAUGUCACGUCUCUUUCUCCGAGCUUUUCGAUUAGUUUCUGGUGGAACUGAUGUGUCGUAUUUUUACCACAUUACGU
This is a messenger RNA of Pseudomyrmex gracilis, 1306 nucleotides long. RefSeq names its product lysine-specific demethylase 8-like. Gene Ontology annotation, molecular function: histone H3K36 demethylase activity. The record is from RefSeq and is a predicted model, not a curated record. Bases 24 to 1280 code for a protein of 418 amino acids. NCBI's taxonomy places the organism in Eukaryota, Metazoa, Arthropoda, Insecta, Hymenoptera, Formicidae. The transcript has 7 exons. Gene Ontology annotation, cellular component: nucleus.